AUGGAACCUCCUGGGUUUCCAAAGGCGUUUCUCGAUGCUGCAUUCCUGGGAAAUGUGGAAGUGAUUGAGAGGUUAAUCGCUGAGGUUGAAAAAGUUGAUGGGAAGAUUUCAUAUGCAACUCUGAAGACACCCGAGGAGGGCUGCAACGCUCUUCACUUGGCUGCUGCUCAAGGGAGGACUCAGAUGUGCAGAGAUCUGAUUCGUAAUUUGAAGUUUCAUGACAUCAAUGCCAGUGAUGAUUCUGGUAGAACACCCUUAAUCCAAGCAGUUUUGUGGAAACAUCGGCGUACGGUUGAUUUCCUGAUUGACAAUGGCGCAGAUGUCACGAAAGGGACCUUGAAAGGGUACACCCCAUCGCAUUGUGCUGCUGAAAAAGGUUCCAAGGAGUUGAUUCAGCUCUUGAUCUCUAAGGGUGCUGAUUUAAAUGCAUUUGCUGAGCCUGGGACACCGCUGCAUUGUGCUGCAGCUCAUGGAAGUUUUGAAGCAGUAAAGUACUUGUUGGAUCUACGGGCAGAUCCAAAUUCUCUUUCGCUUGUUUAUAUGUCUCCACUCUUGCUCUCGAUGCUAGCUAACUCACUUGAGUGCAUGGAACUGCUUCUUAAGGCCGGAGCUGAUCCAGAUACACCUGCUGGUGAUACUACGCCUCUUUGCUAUGCUGCUUCUGAACCUAAUGAGAAGAUGAUUCAUAUUUUGUUAAAAGCUGGUGCGGAUCCUGACAGGAUUGAUUGUUUGUUUAGUUAUGCUUUUUUCAUAGAAAACUUAACCUUGGUUUCGGUUCGGGUACAACAGCCAUUAGAGCAUGCAGCACUUAUUGGUGCUACUGAGGUGGUUAAGGUUCUGUUUCCAGUUACUUCUCGCAUUACAUGUUAUCCUGAUUGGAGCAUUGGUGGAGUAAUGCAAUAUGUUCGUUCAGGCAAAGCCUCUGCCCAGAGGAAGAUAAAGCAGAAGUUGAUCUUUGACUGGGGAAAAGGAAAGUCUUGUGUUGCACUGGAGCCGAGAUGGGUGAAGGCACACUUUAGGGAAGGCGCUGCUUGGAAAGUUCUCAAGAAAUAUGACAAGGCAGCAGAAGCAUUUUCUCGGGCUUUGGCCCUUGACCCUGGUAACAAGGAAAUAGAGAAGGCGUACGGGAUGUUUGCAUUUUGUUUAGUAACUCGAUAUAUCUUGAUGACAGGGAUGCACUUGGUGAAUGUUACAAGGCCAGCCGUUAGAAUGCUGAACAGGCUUGAAAACAAUGAAUUCGUAGCUGAAUAUUUUGUGGGGAAGGAAGAUGCCUUAGUUUAG
Messenger RNA from Oldenlandia corymbosa var. corymbosa, 1281 nucleotides. The record is from the annotation of a GenBank genome assembly. Lineage: Eukaryota; Viridiplantae; Streptophyta; Magnoliopsida; Gentianales; Rubiaceae.